UUAGCUAGAUUUUAGGACAGUGAUUGAAAUCCGUGUUCUUUAAAAAAAAUUUAAAUCUUUUUUUACUUUUAUUAUCUUUAAUUAUUAUUAUUAUUAUCAGCUCAUAAGGUAAAUUUCCAACAAAUAUAGAAGAUAUCUACUACUACUAUACUACAGCACUGGAACAAUAAGACUGGUCAAUCAGUGAGUGAGAGAGAAGGGAAGUAGAAGAAGAAGAAAAUGGGAAAAUCAAGAGCUUCUUCUUGCUUCGAGAUCUUUGCUUGUGGCAGUGAUUCUGUUGACCAUGAUGAACUUGAGAGUAAGAACUCAAGCGACAAACGUGGAUGGAGUUUCCGCAAGAAAUCUUCCAGGCAUCGUGUAUUAAGCAAUACAGUAGGUUCAGAAACACCAUCUGGUAACAAGGAUUGUGCAGAAACUGCUAAUGCCAACCAGCAACCACAAUCUAACUCUACCAUUCCAGAGAAGGCAUCUGUCAUCCAAUGGGCGGAUGAGAAAUCUCAGUUUUCAACAGUCGAGAAGUCACAGGUCUCGGCAGACGAGAAGCCCCCUGUCUUGGCAGACGAGAAGCCCCCAGUCUUGACAGACGAGAAGCCCCAGGUAUCGGCAGACGAGAAGCCUCAUGUCUCCGUUGAUGAGAAGCCCCAGCUCUUCACAGACGAGAAGCCCCAGCUCUUGGCAGAGGUCUCAGCGGAUGAGAAGUCCAUGAUCUCCGAAGAAGAGAAGCCCAAGGUGUCGGAAGAUGAGAAGCCCAGUGUCGCUUCAGAUGAGAAGGUUCCUGUCGCAUCAGAGGAGAAACCCCUGGUCUCUGCCUUGGUGGAUACAAAGCUAUCAGCGCCAGUAACAACUAAAGUCAAUGAUGGUAAACCUGAUGCGACUCUUGAUGAACAUGUUGUUCUUGUUAUCCAGACCGCAGUCAGAGCAUUUCUGGCAAGAAGAGCUCAACUCAAGCAAAAGCAUGUAACUAAAUUGCAAGCUGCUGUACGUGGACAUUUAGUUCGCCGGCAUGCUGUAGGAAGUCUGCGAUGUGUCCAAGCUAUUGUCAAAAUGCAAGUUCUUGUUCGAGCACGUCAAUCCAAUCUCAUUGCAGAAGGAUCUAGUAUCAAGGAGAAGCUAAAUGGAAAGAAGAACUCAGGAGCGAAAUCAGAGUUCGCAUAUGUUUCUAUUUCAAAGCUACUGAGCAAUAGCUUUGCUCGACAGCUCCUUGAAUCAACUCCAAGGACCAAAAGUAUUAAUAUGAAGUGUGACCCUUCCAAAUCCGAUUCUGCCUGGAAAUGGUUAGAGAGAUGGAUGUCUGCUGCAUCACCAGGAAAUCAACCGUCACCACAGACAGAAUUAUCUGCAGAGCAGCAGGAGAAUGAACCUACUGAGCAACCCAGCAACCUUGUGGAAAGUAAAGUUCAGCUUGAUUCUGAGCCAAUGAACUUCAGGCAGGAGGCUGAGGAGGCAUCGUCGUCUGCAGUGCCAUCUGAAAGUGAUGAAAAUUUGAUCACUUAUGAUGCGGACAGCUUAGAGUUGCAAGCCAACAGACCAACACUACCUCCUCAGCCACAGAACGUUGAUGAAAAAACUUCAAGAGAUGAAACUUUUUGUCCUAUCCCUACUCAAAUUAAGGAGUCCAGGGUGCUCCCUGAGAUGGAGCCCGAUCCUUUCCCUGCAAAGACCGAAGUUGAGAGAGAGGAUACACAUCCGCAUGAACCUCCAGAGACCGACAGCAAAAAGGUUUUACAUGGAUCAAGAAAGGCAAGUAAUCCUGCAUUUAUUGCUGCUCAGACAAAGUUUGAGGAACUCACCUCUGCAGCUAAAUCAACCAAAGUGUCUAGUUUGCCCAAUCAUAAAACUGAAGAUGAAUCCAGUGAAGAUACGUUUUCAUCUAUCACUGAUCAUUCAUUCGGAGCAAGGGAAACUGCUCCAUCAGAAAAUUCUGUUCCUCAUAGUACAAGAGCUCAAGUUGGUGGUUCAGAAUGUGGCACGGAGCUUUCUAUUUCUUCUACCCUGGAUUCACCAGAUAGGUCUGAAGUCGGAGGUCAUAUAUUUGAGCAAGAACUUCCUUCCAAUGGAGGAAUUGACCAUCAUAAGAGCAAUGGAUACCCUCACAUUGAAGAUAACAGUACAAAUGACUCAUCACACUCCGACUAUGUUCAGGUUGGAAGAGGAAGUCCAGAUCCUACUGAUGACGCUAAACAUCUAGCUGUUUUGGUGAGUUCAAAUCUGUUAUCCGAAGAGCAAAAGCCAGAGAACAAUUCAGUUAAUGUUCAAAUAGAGCCAGAAGCUAAGACAGAUCGGCUACAUAAGUCAUCACCAGACGCAUCUCCAAGAAGCCAUAUUACUGUCCCUGAAUCCCAAGGGACGCCUUCUAGUCAAGUGUCAGUGAAUCCUAAGAAGAUAAAAAGUGAAAAAAGUGGAUCAAUUCCCAAGCGCCGUUCUGCCCAUGCUGGCAAAAAGUCUCCUUCAAAAUCAAACCAUGCUCCAGGUACAGCUAGUACAGAACAAUUACCUAAGGAUCAUAAAAAUGAGAAGCGACGGAACUCAUUCAGUUCAACAAAAGCUGGACACAUUGAUCAGGAGGCUAGAGAUAACAGUAAUAGUAGCUCUCUCCCAAGUUACAUGCAAGCAACAGAAUCUGCAAGAGCCAAAGCUAUCCCGAAUAGCUCUCCAAGAUCUAGCCCAGAUGUACACAAUAAAGAUGAAUACAUCAAAAAGAGACACUCUCUCCCUGGUUCAAAUGGUAGGCAGGGUUCACCUCGUAUCCAGCGGUCUCUGUCUAAUGCACAGCAGGGUGCAAAGGGAAAUGGAACUCAGUCUCCACAGGAGAGGAAAUGGCAGAGAUGAGUAGAGGUCCUCUGUGACACAACUAACGACUUCCUUUGGAUGCUGUGGUCAUCUGCUAUUUGGAACUCCACCGCAAAGUCAUGCCCUGGACUAUUUAUUUGUGAAGAGAAAUGUAGAAAGAGCUAUUUUUCUUGUAAAUUUACUAUAUGCUCAUGCCUACUCUAAUCCCGCCUUUCUUUUUUCAAGGAUUUUGUUUGUGAUGCUUCUUCUUCUUUUUCCUUCACAUCACAUUUGUGUGUAUCUUUCUUUAUAUUGUGUGCUUUUCUGGCUGAUGUAUUUCUGACUGCUAAUGACAAGUUUGGGAGAGUUGCUUUCAGCUGGAGGUUCUAUCAACCCCACCCCCUCUCUCUCUCCCACUUUGGUAUCUAAGUUUAUUUGAUUCUUUCUGA
This is a messenger RNA of Capsicum annuum, 3218 nucleotides long. Its product is annotated as protein IQ-DOMAIN 32. The transcript has 6 exons. Bases 220 to 2829 code for a protein of 869 amino acids. The record is from RefSeq and is a predicted model, not a curated record. Gene Ontology annotation, molecular function: protein binding. Lineage: Eukaryota; Viridiplantae; Streptophyta; Magnoliopsida; Solanales; Solanaceae.